Molecule: messenger RNA, 930 nt
Organism: Pseudophryne corroboree (corroboree frog)
Lineage: Eukaryota; Metazoa; Chordata; Amphibia; Anura; Myobatrachidae
Product: olfactory receptor 5V1-like
Exons: 1
Coding region: 1-930 (309 amino acids)
Biological process (GO): G protein-coupled receptor signaling pathway
Cellular component (GO): membrane
Molecular function (GO): olfactory receptor activity; odorant binding; G protein-coupled receptor activity
Source: RefSeq, a predicted model, not a curated record
AUGGCCACAAACCAGACCUUAUCCACAGAUUUCCUAAUAUUAGAAUUAACAGAAAAUCCAAAUAUGAAGGUUCCUGUAUUCGUAGCUCUUCUUCUUAUCUAUUUGCUGACUUUAACAUCAAAUACAGCAAUUAUUUUAGUUAUACAGUUAAACAAGGAUCUAAACACACCAAUGUACUUCUUCUUAGAAAAUUUGUCAUUAUUGGAUAUCUUCUAUACCUCAACCACUAUGCCCAAAAUGUUACAGGUACUUAUGGCUGAGAGAAAAGUUAUCUCAUUCACAGACUGUGUAAUUCAGUUGUAUUUCUUUGUGACUUUUGUUGGCACUGCCUGUGUUCUACUUGGCAUGAUGUCUUACGAUCGCUUUCUAGCUAUAUGUAUCCCACUACAAUAUUCUAUUUACAUGAGAAAGACAGUCUGCAUUUCUUUGGCAAGUAUCUGUUGGUUCAGUGGCCUUAUUAACUCAGUUGUUCACACUGUCUUCACUUUCCGUUUACACUUUUGUCAUUCCAAAAAGAUCAGCUAUUUUUUCUGUGAUAUACCACCACUUCUUAUCUUAUCCUGUGAUGAUACAUCUGUCAAUGAAACCUUAUUACGGUCCAUUGGUGUUUUUAUUGGAUGGACCCCUUUUCUGUGCACAAUUGUCUCAUACAUGUACAUUAUUGUAACUAUAUUGAAAAUCAAGUCGACACAAGGAAGACAGAAAGCAUUUUCUACCUGUGCUUCUCACCUUACAGUGGUGGUAUUAUAUUAUGGUAGUGUAAUGUUCAAUUAUGUGAGACCAAUUUCUGCAUACUCAAUGUACAAGGAUAAACUGAUCUCAGUAUUGUACAGUAUUGUGACUCCAAUGCUGAACCCAGUAAUAUACACUUUAAAAAAUCAGGAUGUAAAAAAAGCUAUUUGUAAAUAUCUCUCUUCUAAGCAACAAUGA